UUCCUGUUGAUGUUGGUGUUUUGAGUUUAGCAGACUGCUUUAUUGAAAGUGAUGGCAUAUGAUGAAAAAUUGUCUUUUUGUCUGCACGCUCUGCCUUUCCUUGGGUUUUGUCUUAAAUUUCUUUAAACUUGAUGAAAAUUUUGAUUUUAAUGAGAAGAAAUAUGGUUAUUUCAACGAGUCGGAGAGAAUCGAACUUUUACAAGCAGCUAAAAAUAUGUUUUAUUUUGGUUAUGACAACUACAUGAAGUAUGCUUAUCCUGAAGAUGAGUUGGACCCAAUAGACUGUGAAGGGCACGGACAUGACCAUGACAAUCCAUCCAACAUCAAUAUUAAUGAUGCCCUUGGUGACUAUAUGCUAAGUCUGGUUGAUACAUUGGAUACACUUGCGAUAAUGGGAAAUAGUACAGAAUUUAAGAAUGCAGUACAGAUUGUGAUCGAUAAUCUUGUCUUCAAAUCAAACACGGUACAAGUUUUUGAAGUAACUAUAAGAAUGUUAGGUGCCUUAUUGUCAGCUCAUCUAAUCAUUACUGACACAGAACAGCCAUUUGGUAACAUGAGUAUACCUGGAUAUGAUAAUGAACUAUUAUACCUGGCUAAUGACCUAGGCACCAGGUUACUUCCAGCUUUCGAAAACACAAAGACUGGAAUCCCUUAUCCUAGGGUGAACUUAGAGAAUGGUGUGCCAAGUGACUGUGUCAAUACAACCUGUACGUCUGGGGCAGGGACUCUUGUGUUAGAAUUUGCCGUUUUGUCCAGAUUAUUGGGUGAUCCUAUAUAUGAAUCUUAUGCCAGAAGAGCAGUUAAAAAUUUAUGGCAGCUAAAGUCUAAUGUUACAGGAUUGUUAGGAAGUGUUUUAAAUAUCCAGACAGGUGAAUGGACAGGAGAAAUGAGUGGUUUAGGAGCAGGUCAUGAUUCAUUUUAUGAAUAUCUGUUAAAGAGUUAUAUAUUAUUUGGAGAAAUAGAAGAUUUAGAAAUGUUUAAUGAAGCUUAUGAAACAAUAAAAUUCCAUUUACGCAGAGGGAGAUUAAAAUGUAAUAAUGGUUCAGGUUAUCCCCCUUUAUAUGUUAAUGUACAUAUGAAAACAGGAGAUACUGUUAAUAAUUGGAUUGAUUCGCUGCAGGCAGCAUGGCCUGGUAUUCAGGUUUUAAAUGGAGACAUUGAAGAAGCUAUAUGUUCUCAUGCCUUAUUUUAUUUUAUAUGGAAAAAGUAUGGAUUUUUACCAGAAAGAUACAACUGGAAUUUACGGGUACCAGAAGUUAUGUUUUAUCCACUGAGGCCAGAACUUAUUGAAUCCACAUACUUCCUUUAUCAAGCAACUAAAAAUCCAUUCUACCUCCAUGUUGGAAAGGAAAUCCUUCAAAAUAUUAAUACCUAUGCAAAAGCAGAAUGUGGUUAUUGUACAGUGCAUGAUGUCAAUACAAAGGAAUUAGAAGACAGAAUGGAAAGUUUCUUCCUUAGUGAAACUUGUAAAUAUCUAUACUUGUUGUUUGAUGAAGACAAUCAUUUAAACAAACAUGCUUCAAAAUAUGUGUUCACAACAGAAGGACAUGUAUUCCCUAUAGAUAAAAGGUUUAGAGUAAAACCAUGGGAGGAUACACAGACUGAGGAGAAGGAGAAAGAAAGUGUUACAAAAGUUAUGAGUGUGGUGAAUGUAGCAGAUAAUUCUACUUUCAAUUGUGAUACCAUUCCAGAUGAUCGUAAACAUUUUCUACCACUAAGAAGUCCAUAUUUUGAACAGCUUCAGAGUGCAAUUGGUAUAGAUUGAUAUGUACCUGUUUUAGGUCAUUUAAUUUAUUAACUGUGGAUUAAAACUCCUGCCAAUAUUUUAGUAUCAAAUAUAUUCUAUUUAAAUCAUAUAGAACUUUACUUGACAGCACUGAAUAUAUGUGGAUAUUUUAAGAUCACUUAAAGCCAAUUUCUUUUUUUAGCUCUCUUUAUUGUAGCACAUGGUUAAGGUUAUUCAUCCAGUGUAACUGAAGAGAUCGUUACAAUUACACAGGUUCCAAUUUACAUUUGUUAAAUUACUAAAUAAUAUUCACUCAUGUCGUAAUACAAGGGUUCAGUUUAGACAGGUAUUUGGUUUACACAGGGUUUGCUAUGGACAGGUCUCACUGUAUUUAAAGUACAUAGUGGUCACAUUGGAUGAUCACUGCUUUAGCAAUGUUACUUGAGAGUAGAUAUUAAGAGAAGAAAAGAAGUUGCUUUUUAUUAUACAAGUCCAUAUUUCUGAUUUAUUUAAAAUAAUCUUCUAAGAAAUGUUCAUAGAUUCAUUACUUUCUAAAGUUAUAAAAUGAUUUUGUUAUGUUGAGAAUGUCUUUUUAUGCAAUUAUUUUCAAAUCACAGCAGAUCUCAAUUUUUAUUUCUUCAUUACACAUGAUUUGCUGAUAAAAAUGGAUAUUAACAGUGUGAUUAAAGGCAAGAAAAUAAACUGUUGUUACCAUGUUUUUAUUUUAUGUAAUAAGUAUAUUGAACAUAUAUUCUACUGCAUUAGAUAACUUGAUUUAUGUUAUUGUUGCAACUUUUAAUUUGUGCCAAUUUAAAAUAAAUAUGUAAAUGAAAAACAGCAAUAUUAAUAAACAGGGAGGAAAUUCAAACUUUGUGAUGUUUUAUAUUUAUUCGAGAUACAUUUCAGUCUGACACUUAAGAUUAUGCUCAAUUUUAUUUGCGAGAGCUUGAAUUUAAUCUCACAAGACCAUUUUAAAUUUAUGCCUGGUAGAUUUUUAUGCCCCAUUUAUGGGCAUUAUGUUUUUCGGUCUGUGUGUCUGUUCGUUCGUCUGUCCGUUCGUUUGUCCCUCUGUCCCGCUUCCGGUUAAAGUUUUUGGUCAAGGUAGUUUUUGAUGAAGUGGGAAGUCCAAUCAACUUGAAACUUAGUACAGAUGUUCCCUAUGAUAUCAUAUUACUAAUUUAAAUGCCAAAUUAGAGAGUUUUGACCCCAAUUUCACGGUCCACUGAACAUAGAAAAUGAUAGUGUGAGUGGGGUAUCCAUGUACUAUGGACACAUUCUUGUUUUUCAAUAUUUUUUUUCUGUUGCAAUUUGAAAAGUAUACAAUUUUUCCAUAUAUACCAACUAGCUCUAAGAUAUUUUAGAAAAAAAUGUGGGUAUAAAAUCACCAGUAACUUUAAAUGCUUAACACCUUAGUUAAGUAGCUAAGAUUAUAAUGCUACUGUGGAUUCAUUAAUUUUUUGUGGUUUUGAGAAAAUUGUGUUUAUGAAGAAAAUUGUUAAACUAAUUCAAAAGUAUGUAAGAAAUUUGUAUUUAAAAAAACAUAAUAAUUUUACCAAUCACCUACUUGUAUAUCCUUAAAAUUUACAAAAGAAGUACCCCACAAUAACCUGUAUUUGUGUCUUGCAUGUAAUUGUCCUGAAAUUUCCAUCAUCAUUUAUGUAAUAUAUAGCUGAAUUGCAAAGAUUUAAGGGCAUACGAUACAGUUUUGAUCCCAUAUUGAAAUUUUGAUAAAAAUUUGCAUGUAGGCUAUUUUUUACCUGAUUAAAUCAAAUAUGUAAUAAAAAAAUAUCCCUUCAUGUGCUACUUUUUGAGUAAAUUGAGGUUCAAAUUUCAGAUAUUUCCUCAAAAUACGGAUUUAUGGACUUAUUUAUCCUUUCGAUAGAAAUACAUAACUUUUUUGUUUUAAAAGAUAAACACGAGCUGUUUUUUGUUAAAUUAUUUGUAAUGUAUGUGUUAUAUAAAUAUUGUAUAAAUUUGUACAUUUUAUUUUUAUAAAUAACUCAAAUUUCUCAAAUGUUCAUGAAUGUAGAAAAAAAACGUCAUUUUUUGCUGUAUAAUAAUCAAAUUAAAAAAAAUUGCACUAUUUACGUUUUCAUGAAAAUUGGUACACAUAAUCUUCUUACGUAAUCAAACCAAAUGUCAUUUUAAAAAAGAGGGGUCCAUGAACUCGUUUUGAAGUUAAAUCAGUUUGAAUGAUAAAAAUCAGCCGAAAACUGCAUCUUUUCCGGAUAAGUCAACGUUUGACGUCGCGAAAAUAACAAUUUACGUUAGCAACGUCAUUACCUCCCCUGUAACUGUAUUGUAUGCCCUUAAAUGCAAGUCUAUUCAUCUUAGAUCUUUAUUAUAAAUGUAAUUAGGAAUUAAUGUAUACUGGAAGGUUCUAGAUGUAUUUCUGUAUACAAGGCAGUUUUGGUCCAUUUGUUAAUGCCAUUGUUCACCCCACUUGCCAAACUGUCAUGUAUUAAUACACGAUUUCAUUUUAUUCCAUGAUAUUAUUUGUAUAUAUCAUAUGUUUUAUUUUGAUAAAGGAAAACAGUAUUUCAAAUAAGUUUAGUAUUGUGUAUUUUUUUUAUGUUUAAAAUGUGACUAGGAGAAAUCAAUUUUUAUUCAGAAGAGUUCUAUUAUAAUCUUACACAAAAAAUUUUAAUGAACCAAAUAAAUGUUCCAUAUUAAUGGCAAUAAUUGAAAAUUAAUGUUACUUUAGUUUUUCACCAAGUGAUGUUGUUUAAGUUAAUUGACUUGUUUAUGCAAGUCUGAUUGUCCAGUAUUUCAUCCAUCAAGCAAGUCAAAUAUCUCAAUUGUACAAUUUGUUAACCACAAUAAAAAAAAUAUUGCAGACGUUAAAUGUUAAAUUAAUUUUUUUGAUGAAUAUUUUGAUUAUGUGUUGUUUAACUUUCUGUGAGUAGUCCAAAUUUUUACAGAUACAAUAUUUAUAUAUAGAUAAGGUAUACUACGCCAGUUCCAGGAUACGGUAGUUAGUUGAAUCUGUCAGUGACUUCCAUCACCAAGUGACCAAAAUGUAGGAAUUGUCACUUCCAACACAUAUUGAGCGAUCCGUGAAAAAGUUUUAUCUAAUACUACACAAAAUAUUUGGGGAAUUAAAAUCUAAAAAGUUGGUUACCCUCCCUUUAGUCAUACAGGAAUUAAGAUUACGUACUUACGGAACAUUAAUUAUUUCUAGACUACCCUGCAGAAUGACGAUUCUGAAAGUGCUUGAAACUGUAAUAGAGCAGGGAAAAAGCAGCGCCUUCUAUCUGGUAAAUGACGUCGUGCAAAAUUGACGAUUUUUCCAGUGAAAGACAUGAUUUGAGAAAUGGCCUAAAGGACCCAUUAUUUAGCCACUUAUAAUGUAAAUGUAGACAGAAGUAAAAAAUUUCAAUUCUUUUGAAUGCUUCUUUUUCUAUAAAUCUCAUUUGGGUGUAAAGGUAUUGACUGAAACAUGUUUUAAAAUUAAAAUGUGCACUAGGUCAACACUAUUGCAGCCCUAUAAAGUUUAAUUUUCAUUUCCUAUU
Molecule: messenger RNA, 5238 nt
Organism: Mytilus californianus (California mussel)
Lineage: Eukaryota; Metazoa; Mollusca; Bivalvia; Mytilida; Mytilidae
Product: ER degradation-enhancing alpha-mannosidase-like protein 1
Exons: 12
Coding region: 59-1765 (568 amino acids)
Biological process (GO): carbohydrate metabolic process; endoplasmic reticulum mannose trimming; mannose trimming involved in glycoprotein ERAD pathway
Cellular component (GO): membrane; endoplasmic reticulum
Molecular function (GO): mannosyl-oligosaccharide 1,2-alpha-mannosidase activity; calcium ion binding
Source: RefSeq, a predicted model, not a curated record